AUGUUGUUUGGUCGUCAAAAAACCCCAGCUGAGUUGCUGCGGCAACAUCAACGUUCUCUUCAGAAAGCACAACGCGAAAUGGAUCGUGAAAAGGCAAAACUUGACGCUUCUGAAAAAAAAUUGAUAGCAGAUAUAAAAAAGGCAGCUAGAGCAAAUCAAAUGGCAGCUUGUAAAAUUAUGGCCAAAGAUCUUGUUAGGACUCGACGAUACUCUCAAAAGUUUCAAGCAAUGAAAACUCAACUUCAAGCUGUUUCAUUGCGAAUUCAGACUCUAAGAUCUAAUCAACAAAUGUCUGAAGCUAUGAAAGGGGCAACAAGGGCUAUGAAAUCUAUGAAUCGGCAAAUGAACCUGCCAGCGAUGCAAAAGAUUAUGAUGGAAUUUGAGAAAGAAUCCGAGAUUAUGGAUAUGAAAGAAGAGAUGAUGAAUGAUGUCAUUGACGACACUAUGGCAGAGGAGGAGGAUGAAGAGGAAAGCGAUGAAAUUGUGAAUCAAGUUUUGGACGAGAUUGGUAUUAGUUUGGAUCAAUCGCUGGUUGACACACCAAGUUCAAUUGAGAGAGUCUCACAAAAAGAACAUACUGAGGAAUUGGAGUCUAGUAAUGACGCGGCCUUGCAGGCAAGGCUGAAUAAUUUACGUAGAGAGUAA
Molecule: messenger RNA, 645 nt
Organism: Funneliformis geosporum
Lineage: Eukaryota; Fungi; Glomeromycota; Glomeromycetes; Glomerales; Glomeraceae
Source: the annotation of a GenBank genome assembly